GUAAAGAUGGACUCCUGAGAAAUUUUUAUACAUACACACCAGUGGUCGUCCUCGAUACUUCGGAUCUUUCGAAUAUUUCACCGUUAAAUUCUCAUCGAGGUGCGCCCGGAGGGCCAGACAUUCUUUUAUGAUCACGCUCGCGGGGUGUGAACGAUGAUCGUGCAGGAGCCAGUGCAGGCGGCCAUAUGGCAUUGUUUAAAUCAUUAUGCUUAUCCAGACGCUAUAUUCCUGGCAGAACGGUUGUGUGCAGAAGUGGACACAGAGGAAAGUUUAUUUCUUUUGGCAACAUGUUACUAUCGCUCUGGUCGGGUUAGGCAAGCUUAUGCCUUAUUAUCCCAGAAGGCACCCAGUUCAGCACAAUGUAGAUUUCUAUUAGCAAAGUGUUGUUAUGAUUUGGAAAAAUAUGCGGAAGCAGAAGCUGCAAUAAUCGGUGGAUAUUACAAACAACUGAAAAAUUUGGAAGAAAUAAUAACUCAGUUUGGAGAACAGGCAUGCUUUUCUCUACAGAUAAUAGCAAAGAUUUACUAUAAAAUGAUGCGUACUGCAAGAGGUAAUGAAGCUCAUAAACUGGCUUUGAAAUUAAAUCCUUUCCUCUGGCACUCGUUUGAAGAACUUUGUAAUGUUGGUGAGAAGGUGGAUCCUUCUAAGGUUUUUCAGUUAGAUAAACUAGACUCAUUCGCUAUGUGCCAUGGUACUGUAUCUACGAUCAGCUACGUCACUGAACCAGAUCUUAUCGUACCUGGAAAUAAUGCCAACAAUACACCUAUAUCUAAUGGCACUAACAGUACACCCGUGACGAUAGCAUCAACGCUGAUAAAUGGCGGUCAGGCACCUCAGGUGCGAUUGUGUUCCUCUAUAGAGGAGUCGCCACAAAAUAUGUCGAUUCACUACAGCAAUUGUUCCUCGAUAUCACCGAGGACGAAACUAUCGCGUUAUCGUAGUAUGUUUAGUAAUUCUAUGAGUCCACUCACGCCUAGCUUUGGUAUUUUGCCAUUGGAGAACAAUACACCCGAACAGACAGUUCCACCUUCGCAUACGACUCUCACAGAAGCCAAUGACCAAAAGAGCUUGGCGAAACGCGUUAGUAGUCUAAGAGCUCAUGUAGGGCAAUUAAUGUCAAGAAAAGAAACACCAUUGCAACAAGGCAAAUCGGUAUUUUCCCAAUCGGGUAAUACUAGUAAUACUGCCAAUAUUGUGACAGUGACGGCAGCUAAUCCGACUUCACCUCCGUCACCGACAUUUCAAGGCACCAAUGUUAGACGAUCAUCACGACUUUUCAGCCAUAAUUCCGUAAAGGAAAACAAUAAGUCACCUAAUAGGAAUAAAUUUGCAACUCCAAAAUCUCCAUCUCGGAAGACGAAAGCGAGACUAGCCAAGGCGAAUUUAAAUAAAACCAACUUUAAUGAGCUAAACGAGAGGAAUAGGAACGAAAAGGAGAAAAGCGAAACGAUCACAUCUGAGAAAGCUGUGGCUAAUGCAAACGCUCUUAACGCUCAAAAUAAUAAUAUUCACUCUGGUAUAACAUUACAAAAGCAAUCAGCAGAGGGAUUGAUGUCUUUGUUACGAGAAUUAGGAAUGGCGUAUCAGCAUUUAAGUCAGUUCAAAUGUACGCAUGCGGCUCAUAUACUGAGUAUACUACCGUCACGACACUACAAUACGGGCUGGGUACUUUCUAUGUUAGCUCGUGCACACUUUGAAAUGAUGGAUUACAAAAAGGCUGCUAGAGAUGGAGCGUUAUUAUUUGAGCCACAGAGGACAGAAUUGAUGGAGAUUUAUAGCACUGUUCUGUGGCAUUUACACGCGGAAGUACAGUUGUCUACGCUUGCUCAAGAUCUAGUUUCCCAAGAUCGUAAUUCGGCAGCAGCAUGGUGCGCCACGGGCAAUCUCUUCUCAGCGCAAACGGAACACGAAACUGCGAUCAAAUUUUUCCAAAGAGCUAUUCAGGUGGAUCCUAAUUUUCCAUACGCCUAUACAUUACUGGGGCAUGAAUACGUUUUGACUGAGGAGCUAGAUAAAGCGAUUACUGCUUUUCGUAAUGCCAUCAGANNNNAUCCCAGACAUUAUAAUGCAUGGUUCGGAUUAGGUACGAUAUUUUCGAAACAGGAACAAUAUAGUUUAGCGGAGUUACACUUCAAACGGGCCUUACAAAUAAACCCGCAGAAUUCUGCGUUAAUGUGUCACAUAGGUGUCGUGCAACACGCCCUGAAGAAGACCGAUCAGGCAUUAAAGACUUUGAACACUGCGCUAAUGAAUGAUCCGGAUAAUACUUUAUGCAAAUUCCAUCGUGCGAGCAUCAACUUCUCUAUUGGUCGACAUAUGGAAGCUCUAAGAGAAUUCGAGGAGCUAAAAAAUAUUAUACCCAAAGAAUCUCUAGUCUAUUAUUCAAUAGGAAAAGUACAUAAAAAGUUAGGCAAUACCCAUCUUGCGUUAAUGUACUUUAGUUGGGCAACGGAUUUAGAUCCGAAGGGUGUUAAUAGUCAAAUUAAGGAGGCUAUAUUGAGUCCAGGUCAAGGAGAUGAUGACUCCCCACCGACGCAAUCAGACGAACAGCAAGCACAGAGUAACUCAAUGGAACAAGAUGUUGAAACUAGUAGAGAAGGAAGUGCCGCGCCACUUGCUGGAAAUGUUUCGGUCGAACCUCAUGCCGAUGACAGCGACGAUAGUUUAUGAAAACGAUA
Cyphomyrmex costatus is the source of this 2678-nucleotide messenger RNA. It is a transcript of the gene Cdc27, whose product is annotated as cell division cycle protein 27. The transcript is spliced from 14 exons. The coding region runs from base 154 to 2670 and encodes 838 amino acids. The record is from RefSeq and is a predicted model, not a curated record. Gene Ontology annotation, biological process: anaphase-promoting complex-dependent catabolic process; cell division; metaphase/anaphase transition of mitotic cell cycle. Gene Ontology annotation, cellular component: anaphase-promoting complex; cytoplasm. Lineage: Eukaryota; Metazoa; Arthropoda; Insecta; Hymenoptera; Formicidae. Gene Ontology annotation, molecular function: protein binding.